GGGUGUGUGAGGAUCUCAAGCCACCAAGCGUAGUUGGAGGGUCGGGAGCAUCAUGGCCCACCCAGAGCCGCCCGGCCCUCACCCCCUACCCUUCCACCUCGACCUCUCCCACACUCCCACCCUUCUCCAGUGAUCCUGUGAUCCUAGUUCUUCUCGCCUGUCCACGGGGUGGGUCCCCUCCCAUCCCUAGUAUCUCCAGAUGGCAUCAGACAUCCUGACGACCUGGCCCAUCUCCUUGACAUCGUGCACCCUCACGACGUCGGCGCCCCCCUCGACGGCGGCGGCGACCGUGGCCGCGGUGCCCCAGAUGCGGUCGGCGGGCCUCGACACGCCCGUGAACUUGCCGACGAAGCUCUUCCUGCUCGAGCCCACCAGCCAGGGGAGGCCCCGCAGGCCCGGCCAGGACCGCAGCUCGUGCAGGUGCCGCAGGAUGGACAGGUUCUGCUCGCCCAGCUUGGCGAAGCCCAGCCCCGGGUCGAGGAUGAUGCGCCACCUGCGCACGCCCGCCGCCUCCGCCGCCGCCACGCGCUCCAGCAGCUCCCGCGCGACGGCCGGGAUCAGCCCGUCGCCCGUGAGCGGCGGCAGGUCCUCGCUGCCGCUGCUGCCGCCGCCGCCGCCGCCGCUGCCGUAGUCGUUCAGCUUGCUCAUCGUGGCCGGCGUGCCGCGCAUGUGCAUCAGGCACACCGUCUUGCCCAGCCGCGCCACGGUCGGCAGCAUGUCCGGGUCCAUGGCGCCGGCCGACACGUCGUUGAUGAUGUCGGCGCCGGCCUCGGAUGCCGCCUCGGCCACGGAGGCGCGGUACGUGUCCACGCUGAUGAGGACGUCCCUCGCCUCCGGGAUGGAGCGGAUGAGCUUGAUGGCGGGCAGGACGCGGGCGAGCUCCUCGGCGGCGGUGACCUCGGGGCGGUUGGGCGCCGUGGACUGGCCGCCGACGUCGAUCAUGGUCGCCCCGGAUGCGACAAAGGACCGGAUGGUGUCUGCGAGGCUCGGCUGUGUCGAGGCCGGGUGCAGGCCGCCGUCGGAGAAGGAGUCGGGCGUCAUGUUGAGGAUGGCCAUGACGUGGGUCUUGCGGGACGACUUGAAGGCCUGCAGGGGGGGCUGAGAUGGCGACAGGGGCGUGAGCGUUGUCAGAGGUGGUGACGAUGGUGGGAGCUCAUUGAGGUAGUCCUGGGUGAACUUCCAAGGGUUUUGAGGGUAUAAUGCCUUGGUAGGGAUGAGUCUGCACGUUGUAAGUCAAAGCAAGCCAGCCACGGGCAGAGAAAGAACUCAUCCACUCACUCUGCCAGAGGGCGGAGCACGAACUCCCUCUCCGGAAUGCCGAUAUGUGGGACCUUGAGUCUCUCAUGAUCGACGACCUGGUCGUCGUAUAGUAGGAUAUCAAGAUCGAUAUUCCUCGGCCCCUUGUCGAUCACCUUGUUGCGGCCCAUAGAGUUCUCGAUAUCCUGAAGCUGGUCCAGAAGGUCGAGGGGCUCCAGGGUUGUCUCGACCUGUUCCGUGUAAGUCGACUGGGCCAUCACUUGCACAUGGGUUUAUUAUUACCAACCUCGCAGGCCCCAUUGACAAAGCGGUCCUGGUCUGUGACAUACAUGGGCUCUGUCUCCCACAGGCUGCUCGUCCGCUUCACCCUGAUGCCCCUGGCGUCCAUCUCACGGCAUGCCCUCUCGAUCUCGGCGAUGCGGUCGCCGAGGUUGCUGCCCAGGGCAAUAUAGGCCCUGUGAGGCCUCUUGUCGGCGGUCAUGUCGCUGGCACGGUCUAUGCGGAUCUGUGCAGGCAGAGUAUACCGGGUGAAUGAUUUUGGCCUCGGGGUCGAGGAUGAGAAGGAUUUUUUCGCGCUGGCGAUGGCGCUGACUACGGCCGAGGAAGGGAGUCGGGCCUGAGCUCGAGCUGAUGCAGACCUUGAGGGCGCCACUCUAACGACAUUGCUACAUAUUCUCGAGGACAGGGGACGAGGUGAGAAAACAAAUGAGAAGGCUCUCAUAUUCAUCAAGCCGGGGGAGGUUGAUGAGAAUCAGGUCUAACAUUCGCCUCUCAGGUGGCCCGUUUCCCGAGAGGGUCGAGUCAUGAUUGGGUGAAUCGUGUCGACAAUAGGCCUGGCCGGCCCCCGAAAACAGCCUGAGACUCGACUCAGUCCCGCCCUACCGCCCGCCCUUUGAGGCUCCAAUACUCCAAGACCACUGCACCAGCCAGACUGAGCCAGCCCAGGUUGGGCCAAGCGAGCGGAAUACAAUGGGGCACUUGCCGCAGAGCACACCGGGUAUUAGCGGGACCCGAACGCCUGGUCGAGGGGUGUCUGUGCCUGUCCUUUACCUACCAAGGGAGGACUUGACCAAGUCUCACCUCUGAUCUAAUAGACUGGACACUACACUAACAAACAGACCGGAGCGGAUCAACGAUUCAUAAAGUCAAAAAUGCCAAGUCUUGCAGGUGCAUCACUAGCAAAGUGCCUCGGCACGUUCUGCACGGCGGCGAUGCUGCGACCCUGAACGUGGGAUUUGCUCCGUCGCAUCGAUGUGCCGGGCUCCCAAUCGUCAGACGACCGAGCCUGUGCCUCGGCUCACAGUACCCCAGAUCCUGUCCCCACACCCCAACCGCCAAACAUGUGUGUUCGCACGAUGUUCCCGCUCGCGCCGCCUCCGCCGCCUCCCCCUUCUCCCUCUCGGGAACGUGCCUCAUAUUUCUUUUUCCUUCAUCUUCAAAUUUCCUUGGUCGCUCUGGAAUCAGUAUCCCGUUGAACCCGGUUUGUACAUAACAACAAGCGCAAGCGCAAAUACAGAUACCCUCAAGAUGGCUUCACCACAGAAAAUCCGCACCCCCAUCACCGAUCUUCUCAAGAUCAACCACCCCGUCCUGCUCGCCGGCAUGAACGUUGCCGCGGGGCCCAAGCUGGCCGCUGCUGUCACCAACGCCGGCGGCAUGGGCGUCAUCGGCGGUGUCGGCUACACCCCUGAGAUGCUCAAGGACCAGAUCGACGAGCUCAAGUCCUACCUGACCGACAAGUCCGCCCCCUUCGGCGUCGACCUGCUGCUCCCCCAGGUCGGCGGCAACGCCCGCAAGACCAACUACGACUACACCAAGGGCAAGCUGGACCAGCUGGUCGAUAUUGUCAUCGAGAGCGGCGCCAAGCUGUUCGUCUCCGCCGUCGGCGUCCCCCCCAAGCACGUCGUCGAGCGCCUGCACAAGAACGGCAUCCUGUACAUGAACAUGAUCGGCCACCCCAAGCACGUCAAGAAGUGCCUCGACCUGGGCGUCGACAUCAUCUGCGCCCAGGGCGGCGAGGGCGGCGGCCACACCGGCGACGUCGCCACCACCAUCCUGAUCCCCGCCGUCGUCGAGGCCGUCAGGGGCCACAAGAGCCCCCUGACUGGCCAGCCCGUCCAGGUCAUCGCCGCCGGCGGCAUCCACAACGGCAACCUGCUGGCCGCCUCGCUCAUGAUGGGCGCCAGCGCCGUCUGGGUCGGCACCCGCUUCAUCCUGGCCGAGGAGGCCGGCGCCCCCGAGGCCCACAAGGAGGCCGUCCGCACCGCCAGCUUCGACGACACCAUCCGCACCCUCAUCUUCACCGGCCGCCCCCUGCGCGUCCGCAAGAACCCCUACAUCGUCAACUGGGAGACCCAGCGCCAGGACGAGAUCAGGGAGCUGACCGCCAAGGGCGUCCUGCCCUACGAGAAGGACCUCGACAGCGUCAUGAACGGCGACAUGAAGGAGCCCCCCAAGGGCCUCGACGUCGGCGGCGCCACCGUCGAGGACGUCGACGUCGACGAGCUCAUGGACCAGUUCCGCCCCUUCCUCAUGGGCCAGUGCGCCGCCGUCUGCAACGAGAAGAAGAGCGCCAAGGAGAUCGUGGAUGAGUUUGUCACCGACGCCGCCGCGUCGCUGCAGCGGGGAAGCCAGCUGGUCAAGGUCUCAUCGAAGCUGUAAAUGAAAAUAACUCUCGGAUUCUUUUUAUUUUUAUUUUUUCUCUCUCUCCGUGUAUCUCAAUAUUGCAUCGCAUCUCCUUAUGAUGAGAGAUGCGUGGGCCAUAUAAGCUGGGCCGAGAGCUAUAGGAGUCGCAUUGCAAGAUGUCUUCGUUGUCGUGUUAGACGAUACAAGGGCGUUCAGAGAAUGAGAAAAUGAGUAUGACCGUUUUGGACCCACCAUGUCACCGCGCACUUGUACUCGUCCUCGCUG
Messenger RNA from Diaporthe batatas, 4167 nucleotides. RefSeq lists its product as uncharacterized. Bases 2509 to 3918 code for a protein of 469 amino acids. The transcript has 2 exons. Gene Ontology annotation, molecular function: nitronate monooxygenase activity. The record is from RefSeq and is a predicted model, not a curated record. NCBI's taxonomy places the organism in Eukaryota, Fungi, Ascomycota, Sordariomycetes, Diaporthales, Diaporthaceae.